AUGGGAGCUGCAAGAAGGAAUUAUAUGCGGGUCGAUGCUCGCGUUCAAGCAAAGCUGGCCCUUCUGCCGCCCCAGGAGCGAGUCCAAGCAGUGGCAGCCGCGCUUGAAGGCCGCUUGGAUGAGGAGGAGUCCGAGGAGGAAGACCCUGUGGAAGACGACGGAGUAGAGAUUGGUGGUGGCCUCACUAACGAGAGAGGACCGCAGAAAGAAGCCACGGACAAAGUUCUGCUGCUUGGGAAGGACGCCCAAGAACUUCGCGUCGUCCAGGCAUUUACGCAGAUAGACGACAGCGCAAACUGA
This is a messenger RNA of Symbiodinium pilosum, 300 nucleotides long. NCBI's taxonomy places the organism in Eukaryota, Dinophyceae, Suessiales, Symbiodiniaceae. The record is from the annotation of a GenBank genome assembly.